Molecule: messenger RNA, 639 nt
Organism: Pistacia vera
Lineage: Eukaryota; Viridiplantae; Streptophyta; Magnoliopsida; Sapindales; Anacardiaceae
Exons: 5
Coding region: 1-639 (212 amino acids)
Cellular component (GO): COP9 signalosome
Source: RefSeq, a predicted model, not a curated record
AUGGUAAAUGCUUUCAAAACAAGUGUUGCGGGGCUGGAGAAAGAACUUGAAACCUUGAUUACUGACAACCAGAUACAGGGUCGCAUUGACUCCCACAACAAGAUUCUGUAUGCAAGACAUCCAGAUCAAAGAAAUGCAACUUUCCGACGGGUUUUGCAGACUGGCAAUGAAUUUGAUCAGGAUGUGAGGGCCAUGUUGCCGAGGGCAAAUCUUCUCAGGUUUAAAGUGGAAACGUUGAAAGAAUCUCUAAUUCUACUUGGUCUACUGUCUCGACAGGAGGCGGUGGUGCAGGGUACUUGGCGCUCAAACAAUCACAAUAUUUUCCAUUAUGGCUUGCCUACUCCAUUAUUGGACUAUCUAAGGAGAGUUCGGAAUCCUCUCCAGCAGGAAAAGGACCUUUCACAAGCUAACUUGGAAAUUGAAUUAGAAGUUCUUGAAGACCUCCAAUCCACGUUCAGUGCCAUGAUGGAAAAUCUUGGUGACUCAGAUUUUGUAGAUGGAGAAAACACGACUUGGGAUGUGAAGUUAGCAAUGGAGUCUAAAGAUCUACAAAGGAAGAUUAUCUCCUCAAUUUUGACUUCGUUUUCUGCUGGUUGCAAGUUGGUUGAAAGUGAGUUAACCCCCAAUCUGUAUUUAUAA